UUUUAUGAAGUGGAAUAGUCUUCAAACUAGUAUUACAUAUAGGCGCAUGAUCUGAUGUCCAACUUCCAAGCGAUACAGUUUGGCCUUAGUAGUAACUAACUUUCGGGUUCUGUAUGAUGAGGAUGCUCCCAACCGUGCAGUCAUUGUUGCUGUGAAACUCUAGCUCUUCAGAGAGCGAAUCCCGAUAAUCAGGAUAUGGCCACAGAAACAACAUGCAAUGGCGAUCGAAGCAAACCCAGCACCACAAAUAGUGUCAGCUCGGGCGAAGACGACGGUAACGGAGACAUAGUAUGGGCACUGCACGAAAACGGUUGCGUAUUCUGCCGGCCAGUGUCGACCAUGGGCUUCGCGCAGCGUGCCCAGUGGAUGAGAACGACCGCUGAGAUGGAGACGCGUCACGUGGUGGCCGACAGCAGCGGAACGACGUGGGCGCUAUUUGUCGACGGGUCUCUGAACCGGCGUGUAGACAUCAGCACGGAGUGUCCAGAGGGCAGCGAAUGGCAGUUGGUAGAUUACAGAAUGGAUCUGAUCGACGUUAGCUUCGCGCCUGGUAGCGUGUGGGCGAUAAGCAAGACGCACGGCAUUUUAUUUCGACCCAGUAUGGACGAUGAUGAGAGCUGGGAGAACGUUGACGCACCUGACAAUGUGGACAGGUCUUCGCUGAGAACGCUGAGCGUUUCACGGAGUGGGGUGCCGUACCUGUUGACAACGUCCGGAGGUAUGUAUUGCCGGGUCGGCGUGACAACUGAGUGUCGUUAUGGCGAUGGUUGGAGUGAAAUCGAACGGCCGCCGGUCGUCAAUCAGGGCAUGUGGGGUCUACUCGGGUACACGGAGAAGCCACGGGCACUGGUAGCGGCGGACAAGUGCAUCUGGUGUGCCGUCGGCAGCAAGGGAAAAACAGAGCUCUGGCGCAGGCAGGUUGGUGAUGCGCCGUCGGCAUGGGAACAGACACGAGUGUCACGUCACGGAGUGGCUAGCGUAUCGUGCUCUCAGGUCGGAGUGCACGCCGGAGCGCUGUGGGCGGUGGACGACCGCGGCUGCCUGGCCUUCUGCCCGAAUGCUAGCGUGCGGGAGGCAGCCGCCUUGGAGUGGGUGGAUUUGGACUCAUCCGACGGCUGGAAGCAGGUAUCGCUACUCGCCAGCAAAGACUGGCUGCAGUUUGAGCAACGGCAGCAGCUUAACCAUUGCGUGGAGAGGGGAGAGUCGGACACUGAGGCGAUAGAACAAACAGGAUUGAAUGGCACCCAGCAGAAGAAGUCACCGCAGACGUCGAGACGAAAACGACAGCCAAGACGGCCGCCAGGCACAACGGAUUCUGACUUGGACAGCAUCACGAGCCCAGCGGCGUCCAGAAAACGCCGGCACUCGGACAGUGAUCGUGGCGGCAGUGUCGUGCACGGAUCUCAGAAAUACGUACGACGCUCGGGUGAUGUUACAGUCGGUCUGAAGCUGCCAAUCCCACCCGGUCCCGAGCUGAUGACCAAACUGCCAACCAACGACAAAGCGGACUUUAUGCGAGAGUUUGAAUACACAUUUGAGCUCGAGGCAAACAUCAUAGCAGCUCUUGAGGACAGUGCGCCUAGCUAAUGGAAAACUCAUCGCUUGUUGGAUCCCAGGUCAACUGCGGAUUUCACAGGACAAGACGGUAGCUUCAUCACCCACUGCCGGUUUGCUUUGACCACCACUAGCCACUACAGUGUACAUGCGGCUGAGGAACAUUGCUGCAUGCACACACUGAGUUGCAAAUUACUUGCAAAAGCGCUUGAUACCACGAGUAAGGAGCCAAAUGACACAAUUGUGCCACGGAACACGGCUAGUUUUGUUGUUACUACCGAUAAGAGUCCAUGGCUGUUCGGCCAGUCUUCGGACAACACACUUGCACUUUCAUGAGUGCAACAUCUUGGUUAAAUUACUGUGUGUACUUCAACACAAAGGCACACAAUGAAAACCUUGGCAAAUUUAUAAAUUUGCCAAGGUUUUCAUUGUGUGCCUUUGUGUACGCCGCUCUGCCUGAAUCAGGCAUUGAGCACUCUUGCAGAACCAAAGCAUAUUGCCUCUGUGUGUGUACUUCAAGUAGUUGUAAGUAACUGUUCAGCUCAUCAGGAUUCUCCAGAAUGGAUAUUGCAAAAUGGAGUCGCGAGUCGUGUCCCCGCAUCCUCAUUGUUACGUACUAUAUCGCAGAUCGAUUACUAUAUCUUCUUUAUUAUUUUGUUAUGUUGUCAGCCGAGCGCACACUUCCACCACUGCCGAGUUUCUUGACCGACCCAGAACGAGGGUCACGCUUGUCUAUUAUUACUUUGAAUAAAGUUGACAGUCUACGUGUGCAUGGCCAACCUUAUCAUCUCACACCUACACCAUGCCGCUGGAUCUACAAUGCUGGCAACUGAAAUCCGACCCCCUGGGCGGCGCGUUCACUUUCUAGCGGCCUCUAUUUCGGGUCUUUGCGAUGUGAGCGCACCGCUCAGGGGAUCGGAUUUCAGUUACCAGAACUGUAUGUUCUCUAUUACUGUAGAUACGAGAACGUGGAUAACCCAACUGUCAGCAUAGUACACCCCCUCCACACGCAAACACACACUCUUUGCUGCUGUGACCUCUGCCACAGACUGAAGAAUAUCUUUUGUCUUACGCCUUUUAAAACGGUACUACCCAAGAUGCUCAGCUGGAGUGUAUGUUUAUUUUUCCUUUUUUUAAAUUGCACAGUGGUUUGAAUUCUGCCGCAAUAUGAUUCUCACAGACAUACAAACCAUGG
Sycon ciliatum is the source of this 2749-nucleotide messenger RNA. RefSeq lists its product as uncharacterized. The record is from RefSeq and is a predicted model, not a curated record. The transcript is spliced from 5 exons. Bases 196 to 1587 code for a protein of 463 amino acids. NCBI's taxonomy places the organism in Eukaryota, Metazoa, Porifera, Calcarea, Leucosolenida, Sycettidae.